GGCAGUGGCGCUGGGAGUCUCGUGGACGCGUUGCCGUUACUCGCAGUCGGGCGGCGGCGCAGGCAGCGGCGGCGGUAACCGCGCACAGCGCACCCCGCGCCUUCGCAGCCACAGCAGCAGCCGCGGAGGCACCCCCGUCGUCCCAAGCCUGCGCUGGUGCAGCCUUCUUCGCUCCCUCUGCUCAUCCUCCCUCCGCUCGCACCAUGGCUGAUCAGCUGACCGAGGAGCAGAUUGCUGAAUUCAAGGAAGCUUUCUCCCUAUUCGAUAAAGAUGGUGAUGGCACCAUCACAACAAAGGAACUUGGGACUGUCAUGAGGUCACUGGGUCAAAACCCAACAGAAGCUGAAUUGCAGGAUAUGAUCAACGAAGUGGAUGCUGAUGGUAAUGGCACCAUUGACUUCCCAGAGUUUUUGACUAUGAUGGCUAGAAAAAUGAAAGACACAGAUAGCGAAGAAGAAAUCCGUGAGGCAUUCCGAGUCUUUGACAAGGAUGGGAAUGGUUACAUCAGCGCCGCAGAACUACGCCAUGUCAUGACAAACUUAGGAGAAAAACUAACAGAUGAAGAAGUAGAUGAGAUGAUCAGAGAAGCAGAUAUUGAUGGAGAUGGACAAGUGAACUAUGAAGAAUUCGUACAGAUGAUGACUGCAAAAUGAAGAACUUCUUUCAACUAUUCCCCCCCUAGAAGAAUCAAAUUGAAUCUUUUACUUACCUCUUGCAAAAAAAAAAAGAAAAAAAAGAAAAAGAAAAAGUUCAUUUAUUCAUUCUGUUUCUAUAUAGCAAAACUGAAUGUCAAAAGUACCUUCUGUCCACACACAAAAUCUGCAUGUAUUGGUUGGUGGUCCUGUCCCCUAAAGAUGAAGCUACACAUGAGUUUUACAAUAUAAUACUUGUUCUACCUUAAUGAUAAGGAAGCACUUAGUGGAUUCCUUGCAGUUCCAUUUGCUAAUGAUUAAUGCACUGUUUGGGCUGGCCAGUUUUUCAUGCAUGCAGCUUGACGAUUGAGCACAGUCAGGCAUUUGUAUUAAAGUUGAAAGAUGAAAAAAAAUUCAAAACUUACUCCAAUGGGUUCUAGUUCAAUUAGUUAGUAUCAGUUGUCCUAGCUGGUUUACUGAAAACAAGACACAUUUCAAAUUGGUUUACCUCAGGAUGAUGUGCAGAAAAUGGGUGAAGGGUGAGCCUGAGAUGCAGCCCCAGCCGUGGGAGAGUUCUCCUGUCCUCCCACGCGCUCCAGCCCACGGUGACAGUGACACCCUGGUGGCGUGCCUGCUCUGUUGGUUUUAGCGUUGUCUCCAUGGCACUAGAUGAAGUGGGUGUCCAGUGUCACCAAUCACACAUUUUUUAAAAAGGCAUCUACCAGGAGCAUCCUUGGACUCUGUUUUUAAAACUUUCGGAACCAUGACUUGGAGCCAGCAGAGUAGGCUGUGGCUGUGGACUUCAGCACAACCAUCAACAUUGCUGUUCGAGAAAUUUGACAAUUUACGUCCAUUCCAAGUUGUAAAUGCUAGUCUUUUUUUUUUUUUUCCAAUAAAAAGACCAUUAACUUAAAGUGGUGUUAAAUGCUUUGUAAAGCUGAGCUCUAAAGGGGGACAAGGCAGUUAAGAGUGGAGGCCCUCAGCCCAGGGGUUGGGUCUCCUUCCCUCCUGGGUUCUAGCACCAACCUCUGAGCCUAACACCUUGCCGAAAAACAGCAGAUUGCUGGUUGCUUUAUGACUGUAUAAGUCUAGUUGCAGUUGGGGGGGAGGGGCAGGCAAAUCAUGGUACCUUAAUCUAGUUAGGUGGCCAAGCUCUCAAGGAAAAAAACCCACUUUCUAAAGCAUGUUUUUAGGGAUUAUUUUCAAUUGUGCUGCUGAUUACCUGUUUUAUGUAACUACUGAGACCAUCUGUGCAAGAGACAUGAUUUAGUGUGUAAUUCAACCCUCACUCUGUGUGGUAGGAGCAGUAAUCCUUUCUCAAGCCAGUCUACAUGCCUAAAAGACACUAUCAGUCACCUUGAUGCAGUUUUUAAUUUGUAAGACUCUUCACCUUAGCCUGUAUUUGUUGAUGUUCUUUUUUUGUUUUUUAAAUUUGACUUGACUUUUUUUUUUUUUUUACCCCCAAGUAGCACUAAUGCUAAGCCUCUGGCUGGAAAGGAAAACCCUAGCCCAGAAUGAAUUUCAUGUCUAAUUAUAAACGUGUAACCAAAACUCAGACAUGCUGUACUGGUAUCGGCAGAGGCACCAGUCCAUUUUAAAAGCCCCUUUAGAAGCACACCGCAUUUAGCAUGGAGUUCUUUUUGAAAUGAAAGGCGGAUGUACAUUUUUCAGGGUGCUAAGUGGCUGUAUCUUAUUAGCAAAGAGCUUGGGCUGCUGAGUAUAGGUGGGUGGUUUGAAUUUGCUGGUUUGCGGGGAAACUGGCAGGUUGCUUGCCAGCCAGUGAGAAGCUCUUGGCAGCCAAAUGGUGUACAUUCAGGGCUGAUUAUUACAGAGACCCUCAGCUUCUCCCCCCUCUCCUACUCCCUGCCUUUCUGGCAUUUUGCAGCUUGUUUGGUUUUCUGCCAGAGGGGUGGGUCAGAGCGGUGGAGAGGGGACGUUGCCCGUGUGCUGCUACUAGUCCUUGGACAGGGUGUCUGCCGGGGGAGAGGUUGAUAUCAUGAGCUGUUGGCUUGUGUGAGUACCUGAAUCUGCCAGGAACUCUUAACAGUGAGAGGAAGCUGCUGCAGGCUCCUGGUUUGGAUGGUUCGUACAGGGGACAGGAGUGGGGGGGAGGACAUGUCAAAAAAUGGAGGUGUGGAACCAGCCUUAGGCUUGUGUUCAAGAUGGGAGGAGGUGAUACCUUAUUUUUAAAAAGCCUUCCUCCUAUCUUGCCCUCUUACUCGUCUUUCUAUCCGUGUUAGCAGGAUUCUUGUGUGGCCAGCAUCCUACAUGGGAACCAGUAAACCCUACCCCCCCACCUCCCCAGGGAGUACCGAGUUCCGGUGUGGAGCACAGGUGAGGCCGAGCCCUUCAGCCUGCCCUCCCCUUCCCCCGCUCCCACCCCAGCCCAGGGUGCAGCUCAGCACAGGGAAAGAGCUUGGGUGUCUUGGCAGUACCCUUGAAGUUGGGUAGCACCUUCUUGAAAACUCUUGCCCCUACUUCUAACUACUCUAUAAAUAUAUACAUAUAUUUAUAUAUAUAAAGUGACUAGUUUAACUUGUGUCCUGCUCUUAGCCUGAGACUUGCCAUAAGAAACUGCUGAGUCCUUGGCAAAUCCUCUCUUCAGUUUGGUUCUCCAUCAGUUCGGGGUAGGCGUAAAGCAAGGCAAAUGGACCUCCAUUCUGAUGGGCUUUCAAUGCACUGUUGCCAGAAAAGGCUUUUUCUGAAAAAAAAAAAAACAAAAAAAUUUUUUUUUUGACAAAACAAAUUUUUUGCGCACUUUAAUUGGUGUCUUUCGGCGACUUCAACACGUUGAAGAUGAGCUGUUGUACAUAUUUUUAUAUUCUCUUUAUAAAUGCAUGUCCGACUGAACUUGUAACAAUAUUGUAAGGAAUGGCUGUCCAUAGGCCUAGCACUGCUGUUACAUGAGAGGAAUUGCAUAUUAUUAGCCCCUAAGCAUCUUGGGAACUUCUUCCUGAACAAAGAAUGUCAAUUUGGUCAAGUCUACUCUUAAGUUUAUUCAAUUCUUUGAACUAUUUCAAUUAUUUAUUGUAUAUCCUGAAUAUAUUUCCCCUUUGGGCAGUGACUAGAUUUCCACUAAUGUGUCUUAAUCGAUUCCCACAGCUGAAAAGUGUUUUUUUUAAUCCCUUGAAGUUGUCCCAUAGAAGACAGAUUUCUUUGCUGUCGAUCCCUUGGAGUAAGAAGGUAGUGGCAUGGGGUGGAGUGUGGGUUCUUUCUCCAAAUCCAUGAAAAUGUUCUUUCAACACUUCUGUAGCAAAGAUAGUGGUGGUUCUUUUGUUACUGAAGUUACCUUUCACCUUGGCUAUUGGAAAAAAGGAGAGAUGUAUUUGAACGUUUCUGUAAACCUUGAGAUCAACUGUUUGGAGAUUUAACCACCUCCUCUGAUGGGGGACCAACUCUAUGGAAAUUGUAAAUAAGUUUUAUUUAUAAACCUGGCACUGUAUUCAAUAAACAUUUCUGCAGCCUUUCAUCUCUUU
Dipodomys ordii (Ord's kangaroo rat) is the source of this 4108-nucleotide messenger RNA. RefSeq names its product calmodulin 1 (phosphorylase kinase, delta) (gene Calm1). The record is from RefSeq and is a predicted model, not a curated record. The coding region runs from base 204 to 653 and encodes 149 amino acids. NCBI's taxonomy places the organism in Eukaryota, Metazoa, Chordata, Mammalia, Rodentia, Heteromyidae. The transcript is spliced from 6 exons. Gene Ontology annotation, molecular function: calcium ion binding.